This is a messenger RNA of Lottia gigantea (owl limpet), 561 nucleotides long. RefSeq lists its product as hypothetical. The record is from RefSeq and is a predicted model, not a curated record. The transcript is spliced from 7 exons. Gene Ontology annotation, molecular function: guanyl-nucleotide exchange factor activity. Gene Ontology annotation, biological process: exocytosis. Bases 1 to 561 code for a protein of 186 amino acids. Gene Ontology annotation, cellular component: Golgi to plasma membrane transport vesicle. Lineage: Eukaryota; Metazoa; Mollusca; Gastropoda; Lottiidae.
AUGCACUUAGCAACACGUCUGUUGGAAUGCGUGGAGAAAAAUUGUUUGACAAUUGAACCUAUCCCCGGUGAUAACUCAUACCCACGGAAAUGUUCUUUAACUGAAUCCCACAAACUAUGUAAUUAUAAAAUACGAUUGGAUACAGAAGAUACAGAAUGGUAUUCUAUAUCACAACUCUGUAGAAAUAGGAUAGCAGCCGUGUGUGAUUUUUAUACCUAUAUUAGAUAUAUACAACAAGGUCUUGUGAAGAGUGAAGCCGAAUUAGCAACACGUCUGUUGGAAUGCGUGGAGAGAAAUUGUUUGACAAUUGAACCUAUCCCCGGUGAUAACUCAUACCCACGGAAAUGUUCUUUAACUGAAUCCCACAAACUAUGUAAUUAUAAAAUACGAUUGGAUACAGAAGAUACAGAAUGGUAUUCUAUAUCACAACUCUGUAGAAAUAGGAUAGCAGCCGUGUGUGAUUUUUAUACCUAUAUUAGAUAUAUACAACAAGGUCUUGUGAAGAGUGAAGGUACACUGGCAGCCUCAAUUUGCACCAUUCCACUAAAACUAAGGAACUAA